CCUCAUAUUUUUCUGUAGCAAAUGAAUUGAGGGUUUAAUCGACUGUGUUCAUCAAAAUGUUGAACACAAGCAAGAAAGCAUGGAGAAUCAUACCAAGGCCACUACUCGAAACCGUACUCAACAACCAUGUCCAGCACCACCGCGUCCACCAACCUCUCAUCCUCCACGGCCCUCGUGGCGUCGGCAAAACCACCGUCAUCCUCGACCGUUUAUUGGAGAAUUGGAACAAAGGGCCCCACUUAACAGGCUACGUCGACUUCGCGCAACCAAUCAAGGAUCACCACCCGUCGCAUAACGCCUCUUUUCCAUGGAGUUCUUGGUAUUCCUGCUCUUCUCCGCCGCCGCCUCUCUCUCUCCUCAAUACCCACCUUGAGAAAUGCCUUGAAUCGAUGGCCGAGAGGGGGAUUGAGCUUGGUCAGAUCAAUUCACAUCAGAUUUUCACUACCCUAAACAAAUGGCACGGGAUUAGCCACACCCUUCGCCACAUUAUGAAAUCUUCGACGAAUUCGAGCUCCAGGGCGGUUUCGAGUAAGGUUUCGGCUUCUGCGUUGUGGGAUAAGGCGGUUUUUGCCUUUUCUGCUAAGCUGGAUAGUAAGGAGGUUGAAGGGGUAGUUGGAUUGGAGGGAGAUAAGAAAGGGUUGAGUGUUGAGGAGAUGUCUUAUUUGAAAGAGGCUGUUGUUGCUUUGAGAUUGGCUAAAGAGGUUAUAAGAGUUCAGCAACAAUGGAGAGCUACUGCUAUUGCUGAUUUGAAUAGGACUGGUGGGUUUUCGAGGUCUCUGGCGAAUUCAGCUGUUGAUUGGCCAUGUUUGUUGUUAGAGUUAUUGUCUGCAGCUUCUGAAAUGAAUCAUUUUCAGCCGAAGCUCGUGAUUAACAAUAUAGAAGUCCUGAAGAAUGCAAUUUCAACAAAUGAUUCUGCAGUUUGUGCACCAACUUACCAUGAUAGUUUAAUAUGGAGAAUUAUUUCUUUGGGGGCGAAUGAGAUGUGCCUUCCAAUCAUUCUUGUAACAUCUGAUAGCUACUAUUCAUAUCGUGCUUACAUCGAUUUUGGAUUUCCUGACAUUUUUGUAUCUCGUGAGACCUUUGGUUGGUCGCCAAAUGAAGGGAAAUUACAUAUGGUGCCUGACUAUUUCAGUGCCUCAGAGUGGACAACAGUUACUGAAGUGCUUGGUGCAAACUCACGGCAUUUAUUUGAACUACAUGCACUUAAAGAAAGUGACCUCUAUCUGAGUAUGAUGGAUCAUAUACGCAGCACCUUUGAGGAUAUAGUAGAUGCUUAUUUGGCAUAUCUGCAGAUAACUGUGGUGAAUCCAGCCAUGGACAAAGCUUUGUCACUUCUGCAAAAAUUUGCCCUUGAUGCAAACAAUGGAAAGAUACCAAAAGAUAAGUUACGUUUUGGUGCUCCUUGGAGGCAUCCUCCGCAAACAGAUGAUCCAAGUCGUUGUUCAGAGUGGGCUAAGGUUCAACUGAUGGAUUUCGUGCAGUCAUUGGUCAAUAGUGAAUUUGGGCUCAACUAUUUUGCUGAUUGCAGCCUUGAAAUCUUUGAUGAUCCUUCAGCUGUAGCAUUGUUAGAGGUGGGUGUGCUUUAUGCUCAACGGGAUCCUUCUUUCAUUCGUCCAGUAUCUCGUGGUAUGCAGCGAUGCCUGGUUAGAUGGCUUGUCCAGGAGCAGUUGCAAAUGAACUGGUUUUCCUCUCUGCGUUUUCGGUGGCAAAGACUUUUUCGAGGUCGCUACUAUCGGCACUUGAUGUUACAAGUUGGCUAUAAAUACUAAAUUUUACAAGAGGUACUUCUUACAUUAAAGGCUUUUGCGAGGAACUGUCCUAACUCCUAAGGUUCUGUUCUUUGGUGCAUGAGCAGCAAUACUUCUUUGCGAGAUAAGUACGGGUACAUGACAUCUGACAGGAUAACUUGCUGAAUACUCAGAUGAGAGUAGUCAUAGAAGAUGUAUAAAAUGAAAGAUUCAGAAAGGAUCUGUGCUGUUUAACCUAAUUUCUUCCUUUUAAGCUAUAGUCAAGUACAUAAAAGGUGUUCUGCAGAUAUCACUGGAAGAAUAGUCGAGCAAUUGAAUUCCAGAAUGAACCGAUUUUAGCCGGAUCUGUUUCGAAUCCCACAUGUGGAAGUUAACCGGAACUUAUUCCGGUCCUGAUUCCCCAGUUUUUCAACCUGAAUUUGUUUUUGUUUACUGCAACUUGUGGUUGCUAUGUAUUCUUUAAACCAAUACGAAGUACUACUUUUCUUGCCUCGAAAUCUAAUAAAAUGAUUGGGAUAUUUUUGCACACAA
Messenger RNA from Spinacia oleracea (spinach), 2279 nucleotides. RefSeq lists its product as uncharacterized. Bases 57 to 1769 code for a protein of 570 amino acids. NCBI's taxonomy places the organism in Eukaryota, Viridiplantae, Streptophyta, Magnoliopsida, Caryophyllales, Amaranthaceae. The record is from RefSeq and is a predicted model, not a curated record. The transcript is spliced from 13 exons.